This is a messenger RNA of Aspergillus candidus, 942 nucleotides long. Its product is annotated as conidial hydrophobin Hyp1/RodA. Gene Ontology annotation, cellular component: fungal-type cell wall. NCBI's taxonomy places the organism in Eukaryota, Fungi, Ascomycota, Eurotiomycetes, Eurotiales, Aspergillaceae. The transcript is spliced from 3 exons. The coding region runs from base 214 to 675 and encodes 153 amino acids. The record is from RefSeq and is a predicted model, not a curated record. Gene Ontology annotation, molecular function: structural constituent of cell wall.
GCUAAGGCUCCUUAAUACUGCGGAGUAAGGGUUAUGGAGUGGAAGAUACUGAGCGGCCAUAAGAAGAAUAAAAAAACCCUCUUCCAUCCUGGCAUUGAGUUCCUCGUCAACACCGCUCAAUCUCCUAUUCUUGCCUCUUCCUGCACAGACUCUUCCAAGCCAACUAUUCUCCUGUGACCCAACAAAGCAAAUAACUAACCUCGGACUAUCAACAUGAAAUUCGUUAUCACUGCUCUCCUCUUCGCCUCCAUUGCUGUGGCUAUUCCUAAUAGUGAAAGUGUCUCUGACAAGGUUGACAACGUUAAGUUCCCCGUUGAUAAGAAGUACACCGUCAAGCAGGCCCAGGCCAAGUGUGGCAAUGAUGCCAGUGUCUCUUGCUGUAACAAGGCCACCUACACUCACGACAUCAACACUGCUAAUAUGGGUCCUCCCGCCGGUGUCAUCAAAACCGCCCUUGGCGGCGGUCCCGGUGGUGACGGCCUGGGUCUCUUUGGCCAGUGCAACGAUAUGAUUGCGAAAGUCCCUGUUCUGAAUGUUGUCGGCGGUGGGGACAACCAGCUUGUCGCAGCGAAGUGCAAGCAGAACAUCGCUUGCUGCCAGCAGGAUGCAUCGCAAGAUAGCGGCAACGUCGUUAGAGUUGCGAUUCCCUGCGUCGCCCUUGGCUCCCUCAUCUAAGCAGUAUGUACAGCGCCUUCCCUAUAGUCGGGAAGAAGCAUAGAGACACCCUUCUGUAACUCCGGGUGUCUGGCAGGGAGUAUACAUUGAAUGUGUGUACAUACUGUGUACAACCUGAAUGCCCCAGCAAGGUUUUUUAUUCCGGUUGCCUGGUACUACCGGCAUGCUAGUGUCUGGGCUCAGCUGGGUCAAUUAUGCUGUUCGCUUGUCGUUCGUUUGUCUCUGUAUCUAAUUCAUACAUAAUAGAAAGAGCUUUCUAAACUUCCA